CUCCCUUCACAUAUCAUCUCUCCUCUCUCUAUAUAUAUGCACACACAUCUUUCUCAUCUAUCCGAUUUCUUGAUUGAUAUUGUCCGACUUGUUUGUUUUUCUUGUACCCAUAUAGAAAACCACACAGAUGGAGGGCCAAAAGGAGAAGAAUGCAUCAUGGCUAUCUGUGCCACAGUUUGGGGACUGGGACCAAAAGGGAGCAUUGCCAGAUUAUUCAUUGGACUUCUCCAAAAUCAGAGAGAUGAGGAAACAGAACAAGAGGGACUUGUCGAGGGCGAGUCUCGGGAAUGAGGAAGAGCUUAUGUCUUCCACCGCUGGCAGUGCAAAUGCAGGCCACUCGGCUCACAGCGACGACCACCAUUACAAUCAAAACCAGUCUCCAACUACGAGGAGGAGCAUCUUCAGAUGUUUCAACUGCUGCGUGAAGGCUUGAAAGUUGAUUGUGUACCAAAAGCCAUUAUUAUUAGAGUAAUUUACCUUGUUUUAAUGAUGAAAUGAAAUCCCUUUGCUGCUUAGAAGUUGAAUGUUUUCGUUAAAUUCACGCUGACAGUGAUGAUUGAUUGAUUGUGCACUUUGUUCCUGUCAUCAUUUAGAGAUGGUGCUCAAAUUGUUAAUAAUGGUUUUUACCUGUGACUU
Molecule: messenger RNA, 636 nt
Organism: Ipomoea nil (Japanese morning glory)
Lineage: Eukaryota; Viridiplantae; Streptophyta; Magnoliopsida; Solanales; Convolvulaceae
Exons: 3
Coding region: 128-433 (101 amino acids)
Source: RefSeq, a predicted model, not a curated record